Molecule: messenger RNA, 2067 nt
Organism: Paraglomus brasilianum
Lineage: Eukaryota; Fungi; Glomeromycota; Glomeromycetes; Paraglomerales; Paraglomeraceae
Source: the annotation of a GenBank genome assembly
AUGACUUCCAACAGCCAACUAUGUCAACCGUUAUCUUCUCUGACGCCCGGUGCUACAACGUCCUCUCAAGCCUUUGAAGUUGAAAAUGGUCCCAUAAACCCCUUCACCUCAAACCCAUUUUCUCAAGGAUACUAUGAUAUUCUCAAUAGACGACGUCAAUUGCCUGUAUUUGAGCAAAGAGAAAAUUUUCUACAAAUGGUACAUUCGAAUCAGUUUAUUGUAAUUGUUGGCGAAACAGGAACGGGAAAGACUACACAGAUCCCCCAAUAUCUUCUGUAUGAUCUACUACCACAUUUAUCUCAACGACUCAUAGCUUGCACUCAACCACGCCGCGUGGCUGCAACUUCAGUUGCGCAACGAGUGGCAGAAGAACUCGACGUCAAACUUGGAGAGGAAGUUGGAUAUUCCAUUCGAUUUGAAGAUAUAACGACUCCACGGACGAUGUUAAAGUACAUGACUGAUGGAGUAUUGUUAAGGGAGGCAAUGGGAGAUCCAUUCUUGGAGAAAUAUCAGGCGAUUGUACUCGAUGAGGCACAUGAGCGAACUUUGGCUACCGAUAUUUUGAUGGGAAUCGUUAAAGAGAUCGCAAGCGUCAGGAGUGAUCUGAAAGUCAUUAUCAUGAGCGCCACGCUGGAGGCUGAAAAGUUUCGAAAAUAUUUUAACAAUGCACCAGUAAUAGAAAUACACGGCAGAACAUACCCCGUGCAAAUGCACUAUGCACGGGAACCGACGAAAGACUACGUACAAGAAGCGAUCAAGACCGUUACUAGUAUUCGUAAUAACGAGCCACCCGGCGAUAUUCUUGUGUUUCUCACGGGAGAAAAAGAAAUAGAGGAUGCUUGUCGCAUCAUCCGGUCACGAAUCUCGUCUUCAUCCUCAGUCCCUUUGGCCGUACUCCCAUUGUACAGCAUACUUCCUCCUCAAAUGCAGCAGCUGGUCUUUGAUGAUCCUCCAGUUGGCAAAAACGGUGUACAGGGAAGAAAGUGCAUUGUAGCUACAAAUAUCGCUGAAUCAAGCAUCACUAUUGAUGGAAUUGUCUAUGUGGUUGAUACGGGAUUCGCAAAACAGAAAGUGUAUCAUCCGAGGAUUAGGGUGGAGUCAUUGUUGGUCGGUCCAAUUAGUAAAGCGUCGGCUAAGCAGCGGGCCGGAAGAGCUGGAAGAACACGGCCCGUAAAUGCCAACUCGAUUAACGCUAGUUUGAUUCUUCCUGCUUCAGGUAAAUGCUAUCGUUUGUAUACUGAAGAGGCACACGAACAGCUCGAAGAACAAUCAUGUCCUGAGAUUUUGCGUAGUAAUAUUGCUCCGGAGACCCUUAUGCGAGCGUUAGAAUCAUUAAACUAUCUCGGUGCACUUGAUGAUGAUAUAAAUCUCACGCAUAUCGGUCAGUUAAUGUCUCAAUUUCCACUAUCACCCGAGCUGAGUAAAAUGAUUAUUGAAUCUGACAGGCUCGGGUGUUCAGAUGAUAUUAUUAUUAUCGCUGCCUUAUUGAGCGCACCAAUAAUAUUCGCCAAGGAGACGUCAUCAGUCGAUGCCCGCUUCAGGAAACGGCGGUUUGUUCAUCCCGAUGGAGACCACCUGACAAUGUUGAACAUUUUCAGAGAAUAUAAAAAACAGAAAUCUCGAGAUGACUGGUGCCAAGAGAACAGCUUCAAUUCGCGAUCGUUGAAAGCUGCCGAGAAUAUCAGAACACAACUCGCUGAAAUAUUGACACGCAAUGGCCUUAAACUUAAUAGACGUUCUAUACAAGAUCCACUGUAUUCUAUUAACAUAAGAAAAGCUUUAAUAUCAGGUUUCUUCAUGCAAGCUGCUCAUAGAGAAGGAGGACCAAUAUUGUUGACAUGCCAAGACAAUCAGGCUGUUACCAUACAUCCAACCAGCGUCUUGAGUGAACCGUAUGAAUGGGUCAUCUACAAUGAGUUCGUACUUACAACCAAGAAUUUCAUUCGAACAGUAACAAAAGUUGAACUAUCAUGGUUAAUAGAAGCUGCACCCCGGUAUUUUGAUCCGCAGUUCUUCCCACAGAGCCGAGGCAGGAAACAACUGGCAGCGCUAACACGGAGACGAUAA